ACUAGUGUGAUCAUGAAAAGUUGCAAACGUCCGGACCCACCUCCAUAAUUCCCUCUCCAAAGUCAAAUUUAUUUGGAAUGCCGACUGUUACGUUGAUUGAAAUAUUCACUGUAGGGCCUAUUCUUCAUUCUUCAGGACAUUUUGAACACGUCAAAACUUUUUAAUACACAGUUACGCGUGGCAUUGUUAUUGAUGCCACAUUCACGGAUCUAUGGAUUAGAUACUCUCUAGACCAGUAUGGUGGAUAGCAUCUAUCGGACACGCUCACUCGGUGUAGCGGCCCAGGGUAUUCCUGAUCAGUAUGCUGAUGGCAAGGCGGCUAAGGUCUGGGAGUACUACAUCGGAAGCCGGACAGAGAGGACGGAGAGCUACCAACAUUUCCUGGUGGAUCUCUUGAAAUCGCGGAAGUGCAAUCACUUACUCGAUGUAGCUUGUGGAACAGGAAUUGACUCCAUAAUGCUGCUUGAAGAAGGCUUUCGGGUCAUGAGUUGCGACGCCUCGGAUAAGAUGGUCCUGCAUGCUUUCAGGGAGCGGUGGGCCCGGCGUAAGGAGGAGUGCUUCGACAACUGGGAAAUCGAGGUGGCCAACUGGCUGACCCUACCGGACGAUAUCUCCAAGGAAGGGGACGGCUUUGAUGCCAUCAUCUGCCUCGGUAACUCCUUUGCCCACCUUCCAGACUUCGAGGGCACUCAGGAGAACCACCGUGUGGCCCUCACUAACUUUUACGCCAUGCUGAAGCCAGGCGGGAUCCUGAUCAUCGACCAUCGGAACUACGAUGCCAUCAUAGACACUGGAAGGGCCCCAAUAAAGAACAUCUAUUACAAGGGCAACUGUCUCAAAGACAUCCAGACAUCAGUGCUGUAUGUCAACGGCCGGCCCUCCAUGGUGACGCUCGACUACUUCAUUGCCGUUGACGAAAUGGCCAAGUCGGAAAAAGUCCGCAAGAAAUUGGCACUUGAUGAAUCGGUCUACAAGUUCCGUCUGUCGUACUACCCCCACCGCCUGAACGCCUUCACAGACAUUCUCAAGAAGUGCUUUGGAGAAAACUGCAAGCACUCCGUCUACGGGGACUUCAAACCCUUCAAGGAAGGCGAUAAGCCGUCCUACUACAUUCACGUCAUCGAAAAACCCUUGGAAUAAACCCCUUCAACGACAACUGUAAUUAUUCCGAUCAAUUUCAGCUGGGAGUCACCUCAAUAAAUAUCCAAGAGAAAUUGAGGGGAAAUCUGGCAUUUGAUGCAGAAUUCUGAACAAACUUGCCCAGAAUCUUACAGCAAUGAAAUGUUCAGUUUGCAAGCAAAUGCUGAUAACUUCAUCACAAGAACAUUCCAGGUAAAUUGUUCAGAAUCGUGCUACUAAUACAAAAUUGAAUGGGCCUUUUGCGGAUAAGCUUGUUUGAGACUUGUCACGAAUAUUUAACCCCCCUGCUAUCUGAACACUCACAGACAGUCAAAAAAAUCAAUCCUCUUCCCUGCCAUGCCUUUUACACAGGCUAGUCACCAACAGUCAGAUCAUAUUUCAAGCAAGCACUUGUGGCUUAUCAAAUCAAGUCUUCAGAACCCACCACCCCACCUUGCGGAGGUCGGGCGACAUGUGAGAAAUUUCUGGCUACUUUCCAGUAUGUAUGGUCUAUUGACAGAUUUGUCGUCACACAAAAUUUGCGGCCACUUUUCAGAAAAAUUACCCAUGUCGCUAAAAAAAAA
Patiria miniata (bat star) is the source of this 1703-nucleotide messenger RNA. Its product is annotated as glycine N-methyltransferase-like. Gene Ontology annotation, molecular function: glycine binding; glycine N-methyltransferase activity; identical protein binding. NCBI's taxonomy places the organism in Eukaryota, Metazoa, Echinodermata, Asteroidea, Valvatida, Asterinidae. Gene Ontology annotation, biological process: regulation of gluconeogenesis; protein homotetramerization; S-adenosylmethionine metabolic process. Gene Ontology annotation, cellular component: cytosol. The coding region runs from base 238 to 1140 and encodes 300 amino acids. The transcript has 6 exons. The record is from RefSeq and is a predicted model, not a curated record.